This is a messenger RNA of Trichoderma breve, 252 nucleotides long. RefSeq lists its product as uncharacterized. The record is from RefSeq and is a predicted model, not a curated record. Lineage: Eukaryota; Fungi; Ascomycota; Sordariomycetes; Hypocreales; Hypocreaceae. Bases 1 to 252 code for a protein of 83 amino acids. The transcript has 3 exons.
AUGGCAGGCGAACGAAUUACAAUGAGAGACCUUCGGGGGAGAGGCCGCAUCUCCAGCCUCCACAACCCUCCCGCCGCCGCCACCACCACCCCCUCUGAUCUUGAGAGAGGUGCUCCCCCUUCUUCUCGCCGCCGCCGCCGCUCCAUCACCACCACCAUCACCAACGCCAUCACCACCACCAUCACCACUCCCAUCACCGCCGCCACCACCGCGGCCUUUGCCGCCAUCACCGCCCCCGCCACCAAAGAAUAG